Onychomys torridus (southern grasshopper mouse) is the source of this 2062-nucleotide messenger RNA. RefSeq names its product serine/threonine kinase like domain containing 1 (gene Stkld1). NCBI's taxonomy places the organism in Eukaryota, Metazoa, Chordata, Mammalia, Rodentia, Cricetidae. Bases 40 to 2061 code for a protein of 673 amino acids. Gene Ontology annotation, biological process: protein phosphorylation. The record is from RefSeq and is a predicted model, not a curated record. Gene Ontology annotation, molecular function: ATP binding; protein serine/threonine kinase activity. The transcript is spliced from 19 exons.
AGAGGGACAGUGAGGCAUAGAGUGUCUCCUCGAGAUACCAUGGAAAAGUAUCAGAUUUUGCAAGAGUUGAGUCCUGGGGCCUUGGGAGUGAACCUGGUGGUGGAGGAAAUGGAAACUGACACCAAGUACCUGGUAAAACAGGUGGAGUGUAUUGAUGAGCAUCAUGCCAACGAGGCCCUGGAGGAGCUGAUGCCCCUGCUGAAGCUCCAGCACCCCAACAUCUCUCUGUACCAUGAGAUGUUCAUCAUGUGGAACAGUGAGAUCUCCUCUCUGUUCCUCUGCCUGGUAAUGGACUAUACCACCCAAGGAACCUUCCAGACUAUCAUGGAAAGUAAGAGGAAGAUGAACGAGAAUAUUGACUCCGAGUGGAUGCAUACCAUGCUGAGCCAGGUGUUGGAUGCGGUGGAGUACCUACACCAGCUGAACAUCGUUCAUAGGAACCUGAAGCCUUCCAACAUCGCCCUUAUCAAUGACAACUACUGUAAACUGCAGGACUUGAGCUCCCAGGCACUGAUGACCCAUGAAGCCAAGUGGAAUGUCCGAGCAGAAGAAGACCCCUGCCAGAAGUCCUGGAUGGCCCCCGAAGCUCUCAAAUUCUCCUUCACCUGCAAAUCUGACAUCUGGUCCCUGGGCUGCAUCAUUCUAGACAUGGCCACUUGCUCCUUCUUGAAUGACACAGAAGCCAUGAAUCUGAGGAAGGGCAUCCGCCAUCACCCAGGCUGCCUGAAGCCCAUCCUGAAGACCAUGGAGGAGAAGCAGAUCCCUGGAGCAGAGAUCUUCUGUUUGCUUCUGCCCUUCAUGCUGCACAUUAGACCCUCAGAUCGACUAGCCAUCAAGGAUGUGAUCCGAAUCACCUUCAUGAGCACCUCCUUCAGAAACUCCUGUGUUGCUCUGAACAUGCACCGGCAGGCGGUUCCCAUUUUCAUCACUGAUGUGCUACUAGAAGGCAACAUGGCCAACAUCUUAGAUGUCAUGCAGAAUUUCUCUACCCGACCAGAGGUCCAGCUCAGGGCCCUUAACAAGCUUCUGACAAUGCCAGAGGAAGAUCUAGACCUGCCAUGGCCCACAGAGCUGGUGGAGGAGUUGAUCAGCAUUAUGAAACAGCACGCGAGGAUCCUGGACAUUCUGAUCAGCACCUGCUCCCUGCUGCUGCGUAUUCUGGGCCAAGCACUGGCACAAGACUCGGAAGCAGAGAUCCCGAGGGGCAGUUUUAUCAUCUCUUUCCUGAUGAAUGCCUUGAGGAGCUACCCCAACUCUGAGAGGCUUAUCAUAUUGGUCUACAACCUGCUCAGUAUCAUCUCCAGCCAAGGGCUGCUCUCUGAAGAGCUGGAGGAAGAGGGGUUGUUUCAGACUGCCCACGAGCAACUGUACCACUUCCAGGAGGACAGGGACAUCUGCCUCGCUAUCCUAAGCCUGCUCUGGUCCCUUCUGAUAGAUGCUGCUACUGUGGACAAAGAGCCCUUGCAGAAGUUCUCAGCUGUGGUCAUCUCGGUGCUGGCCAAGCAUCCUGAGGAUGUCGAAAUAGCUGAGGCUGGCUGUGCAGUGCUCUGGCUGCUGUCAUUGAUGGGCUGCAUAAAGGAGAGUCAGUUUGAGAAGGUGGUAGAGCUGUUUCUGAGAAGCAUCCAGCUGUGCCCUGACAGAGUACUGCUGGUGAACAAUGUUUGUCGUGGCCUGGCCAGCCUCGCAAAGGUAUCUGAACUGGUGGCCUUCAAAGUGGCAGUACUGGAAGAGGGCAGCAGCGGCCUCUACCUCCUCCAAGAUAUCUACGAGCUCUACAAGGACGACCCUGAGGUGGUUGAGAACCUCUGCAUGCUGCUGGCCCACCUGGCUUCCUACAAGGAGAUCCUGCCAGAGCUGGAGUCCGGAGGCAUCAAGGACCUAGUGCAGGUGAUCCGGGGACGUUUUACUUCUAGCCUGGAGCUGAUUUCUUAUGCUGACAUAGUACUUCAGGCACUAGAAGCGGCUGCACACCCCAACCCCCAGGAGCAGCAGCUUGAACCUGCUUCAGAGCCGGAAGCCAAGGUCUCCGCCCCACCUCAGGAUCCUAUCUUCCACCCCUGAA